AUGUGUAUCGGGCGUGCAGUCUGCGGUCCACCGCCAAAUUCAAACAGUGAAAGAAAGAAAACACAGCAACAACAGGCAGCUGAAACUGAGACCGCAAACAAAUUCUCACAAUUUCACGGUAAACUCGGUCAGCAUGGCGUCGUCAGUGAUGGAUGGAGUUGGUAGAGCUGUGGUCGGAGUCUGGCGUGCACAUACAGUCCUAGAUGAGUCUGAUGGAGCUGAGAGCUCCCCAGAAGCCCCUGACCGUUUCCGCAAGCUUCGCUCCUCAUCUUCACUUAACUCUCUGCGAAUGUCACUGCGCAAGCGUCUCCCACUGCGUUCUGUCCAGACUAACUCCCUCCCGGAGAAUCCCACUUGUGAAACCAUGAAGGAGCAGCCAAAAUCCAGCACAGUCCGUAAACUUACUCGCAGUGCUCGCAACUCCAUCAGUGGGAUGUAUCAGAGGCUGCAGAGGACCAGAGAGUUUUCACGUGAGGAGUGUUUAGUAGAGACCCCUGGUCGCACAUGUGAUGGGGAAGAAGCUGGUGCACCGAGUUCUCGCACCCCAAGACGUACGCCUGGCCAAGCUGCAACGCCCAGACGUACCCCUAAAGCUUCAGCCACACCGGGACGUACCCCAGGUUCUAGAGGACGGAGGACUCCUGAAGCUGGUGUUCGGGGGGUGAGAACAGGAGGAGGCAGGAGGCAGCUGGUCCGCAUGGCUGCUUUACGAAGUCCAUUUGCUUCCCCCAACACGCAGAACCAGAGGCUAAAGUUUGACCGAGAUUUGGAGUCGGUGUCCAGUGGACUCAGGAGGCUCAAACAUCUAUCCAAGGCCUUUGAUGAUGUAAUCGGCAGAGAUGAUAGAACCAAUACAAGGGAACAUUGUGGAGGAGCAGUGAUGAGAAAGUUGGACCCCAGCGGUAAACUUAGUCGCUCAAACCUCACGCGUCGAGCCACGCACCUCUCAAACACACUGGGAGGUUGGGCCCACACGGCUGUGAAUACUUUUCACAAACCCAACUGAACUACAUGCAAGUGUGUAUGUAAAACACAGGACCUUCUGUAGCCUUAUUUCACAUUUAUCAUUACUUAGGUAUUACUGUUACAUUUACAUAUUGUGUUGUCAUGUUACUUGCAGACUAUUACAUGGCAGCUUGUCUCCUUUUUUAUUAUCUGUGUGAAAUUAGCAACAUCCCAACUAUCUCUUGUGUGUUUACACUUCUCAGGUUAGCUAGUUAUGGGUAAAAUAUCUCCACUGUAGCUACCAAAGGGAUUUCUGUAUUGUGGUGUAUGUACCUGUUAUAGCUGCUACAGCCAAAUGUCUUAGUUACAUUGUCAAAAAUACUAAUAUUGUAGUUUUGUAUUCCCACUCUCUGUUCAGAAAGCUGUUGCUAGUUUCUGAUAUUUAGUUAAAGAGAAACACUGCACAAGACCACAUUUGUAUCUGCAGAGCUAACACUAAAUUUACUGACAGAUGGAAAUUGCAUUUUCAUCUAUUUUAUAUGUAUGCAAUAAUGUUACUAACACUUGUUUCCUUUUUUUAUUAUUUGAUUAUGCCAAAAUAUUAAGUGUAUUUCUAUGAAAGGGGACUUUUUAUAUAUCGCUUAGGCAGAAUUUGACUGGGACUUUCUCCUUCCUUGAGGCAGAUGUCUGCACUUUUAAUGGCCUGUGGAUGAUUCAUGUGCCAAUGCUGUAUGCAUAAAUCAUUUGAUAAUGUGAUGGGAGAAGAUGUAAUGACUCAUUGCCUGAUGACAGCGAUAAUGAUGUUAUAAAGCCAUAUCCAGCAGGUUAUUAGUGUAGUGACUGUCAAACAAAUAGCCUCCAUUGAAGCAAAACGCUCUUCUCCUCUCUGUCAUUUCAAUAUAUUGGUACCCCCUUGUCUUCCGCAGUGAGAUAAAAGGUGAUAUUGUGCCUAAAUGUGAAAAAAAAAUCACAAUAAAAUCUGUGAGCUUCUU
Molecule: messenger RNA, 1937 nt
Organism: Scatophagus argus
Lineage: Eukaryota; Metazoa; Chordata; Actinopteri; Scatophagidae
Exons: 5
Coding region: 134-1006 (290 amino acids)
Source: RefSeq, a predicted model, not a curated record